AUGGACGAAGCGGCGUUGCGAGCGAUGAUGCCGACGUCGUUUGGCGGGAGGCGAGGAGGUGGAGGCAAGGGAGUGGCGAGUCGUGCGGCUGCACCGGUGGGGACGGCAUCGGGUGGAGCGGCAGGUGCGGGCAGUGAUCUCAGCUCUGCGGUGUUGGGUAAGAGACCCGCGGAGGAUGACGAAGAGGAGGAUGAUGAUGGGUUGACCGCGGAGGAGCGUGCUGCGAACCGGGCGGCUGAGGAGGAAGCGAGGGAGCGACGGGCGAGGGGCAUCGACUCUUCCUCGGAUGACUCUGAUGACUCGGAUGAUGAGGUGGGUCCUCCGCCACCACCACCGUCAGCAGCAGUAGCGGCAGCUGCCUCGAACCCAAUACCUCCAACAUCCAUCCCACCUCUGACGCACACCGCACGCUUCGCCCCCAUUCACACCAAAACGCUCUCCUCCCUCGCCGUCGACCCCUCCGGCUCACGCUUCUGCGUCGGCAGCUACGACUCCACCGUCUCCCUCUACGAUUUCGGCGGCAUGACCUCCACGCUCUCACCCUUCCGUCACUUUCCCCCGACGCACGAGACCUAUCCGAUCCUGGAUCUGGCCUUCUCGCCCUCGGGCGCAACGCACCUGCUGGUGGUGAGCGGGACGUGCGAGGCGCAGAUCUUCACGCGCGACGCCGCCGAGGUCGGCAAGUGCAGGAAGGGCGAUCCGUACCUGAGGGAUAUGCGGCACACCAAGGGACACGUUUCGGCGCUUACGUGUGGGGGUUACGCUGCAGGUGGCGGGUUUUGGACCGGUGGGAGCGAUAGUACGGUGAGGUUGUGGAGUGAGGAGAGGAUGGAGAGGGGACAGGAUGAUUUGAUUGUGGUGAAGAGCAAGACCAGGGGUGGGAGGACGAAGGUCACUGCGAUAGCCGAGGAGGGGGAUGGGAUCUGGGUGAGCGGCGAGGACGGGUUUGUGGGGAUGUGGGAUACCAGGUCGAAUCUCAACGCUAGGCCGAGGUUGGGCGUGGACGAGGCGCAUGAGAGGGAUACAUGGACGAGCUGCAUCAGUCUCAGCGGUCACAAAGUGGUGACGAGGGGAGGCGAUGGAAAGGUCAAGAUGUGGGACGCGAGGCAGUUCAGAAAGCCGGUGGUGGAAAGGGAUGGAUUGUGGGGAGGGAGCAACCACGCGGGGCUGAUAUGGGAUCCCUUCGACUCGAGAACGUUGAUCGCUGGCGUUGCCGAUACCGGAAACAGUGGGAACGAUGACGAUUCUACAGCGUCGCACAAGGAUGGCGGUCAGAUCGUUGUUCUCGACAGUCUCGAUCUCUCCACCGUCUCCACGACCGCUACCCCAUCCACACCGAUCCGUUUCCACUGGAGCGCGCACACAGACCAGCUCUUCACCACGCACCGUUCCGGUCUCCUCACCAUCAGCUACUCCCCCACGCGCUCUACCAAAGGCAUCACCCUCGCGCUCCCGCGCCACGCCUCCUCCACAUCCUCCCUCUACACCUCCUCCGACCCCGCCUCCGAAUCUUCGUAUCCGAUCUCCGACCCCACCUCCUUUACGCAAAGCGAGUCGGCCAAACGUCGUCGUCUCGCCAAAGCCCGACUGGAUCCCACCAAAACCCUCCUCCCACAGGGCCCCCUCUCCGGUCGUGGAAAAGGCGGCCGCAUCGGUGCAGGCGAUCAACAGGGAACGGUGCAGAGCUUGUGGAAGGCCCCCGACGAUCUGAACGUGGAUCCGAGGGAGGCGCUAUUGAAGUACGCUGCAGACGGGAAGGGGGAGUUUACAAAGGCUUGGGAGAAGACCCAGCCGAAGACGAUCUAUUCCAACUACGAAGAGGAGCAAGAGCAGGAGGAAGGUUGA
Pseudozyma hubeiensis SY62 is the source of this 1845-nucleotide messenger RNA. RefSeq lists its product as hypothetical. Gene Ontology annotation, molecular function: protein binding. The coding region runs from base 1 to 1845 and encodes 614 amino acids. The transcript has a single exon. Gene Ontology annotation, biological process: regulation of DNA double-strand break processing. Lineage: Eukaryota; Fungi; Basidiomycota; Ustilaginomycetes; Ustilaginales; Ustilaginaceae. The record is from RefSeq and is a predicted model, not a curated record. Gene Ontology annotation, cellular component: nucleus; site of double-strand break.